CAGUCAGUCAAUGUUUAACCUAGAUGGCUGUGGGGAAAGGAGUUGCUAUCCCACCCGCUGAAGGAGGCUUUUAUUGUCUGUGUGUGGUGCACAGCGUCUCAGUCUGAGCAGGACUACACACACACACCCUCAGGACUCCAUGAGGUCCACCACAGGCUGCCAGGAUGCAAUGGAAUUUCCACGUUUCACCUUCAAUCCAAAGAAAGGGAUAGAUAAUCCAGCUCUGGUCAUCACUGAUGAUCCUGAGCCUGAUCAGAGCCCCAUGCCCAGACUGUGCCAUCUGAAGCGUCUGGAGGGGCAGAAUUUUGGUUUCUACCUGCGCAUGGACCAAGGCUUUGAGAUCAGAGAUAUUGAGCCGUGGAGUCCUGCAGAGCACAGCGGCCUCAAAGACGGAGACAGAGUGCUGGAGGUCAACGAAGAAUAUGUGGACAACAUGGAUUUCUACAGAGUGGUGAGGAAGAUCCAGUCAUGCGGCUUACAAUUGUUCCUCCUGGUGUUGAGGAGGGAAGAGUACGAACAGUCCCUAUCUCUUGGCGUGGACCUGCAGAUGCUGGCCAAGGCCUCCAAAGGGGACCGCUGGUCGAGACCCAGACUGUGUCACAUCAACAGACACCCGGUACAUGGCCUGGGGAUAACCAUUGUCUCAGUGGAAGGUCAGAAGGGCCAGUAUACUGUGAGCACAAUGACUGAUGGUCCAGCAGAGAAAGCUGGUGUAUGCACUGGAGACAAAUUGAUCUGGAUCAAUGGAGCCAUGGUCUCAACGCUCACACACUCCACUCUCAACAGAACUGUGAAGAAGAGUGGUGACUCAGUGACGGUGCUUGUCAUUGACCGUGAGAGUGAGAGUUGCUAUGUCAGAAGGAAGAUGCCCAUCCUCCCUAUGGUGGCCCAAUGCUGUGGCCUACCCCACACUGCCAAAACCAUGCAUCUGGUUAAAGGACGUGAUGGAUACGGCUUUCUGCUGAGACAAGAGAAGUUGGCGGGCAAUCAACGCAUAGUUCAUGUGCUGAGGGAGGUCGAUAUGGGAAGUCCAGCUGAGGUGUCAGGUAUGGAGGAUGGAGACCUGCUGCUAGCUGUGAAUGGGAAACCUGUUGAGUCUAUGGAGCAUGAGGACAUCGUCAAAAAGAUUAGACAGAGUGGUGAUGAAGUCAUCCUCACCUCUAUAUCUAUACGAGGAAGAGACUUUUACAGAGAGUUAGGUAUCUCUCCUGUGUUGUUCCAUGACAAAAGUACACUCCAGGAUGACAUGCAGCUGACUGUCUCCAACUGCACCAAGAACCAGAGUGAAACCCCUCUGAGAGAUGGAAAUGGAUGUCUGACAUAUCCCGCAAUGUAUUUUCAGGACAUAGAGGAGACAAGUUCUGGUUUCCACUCAAACUGUUCCCCGGAUCAGUCAGGAACUUUAACCACACUGCUGUCAGAGAGAACAUGUGAUGCUUUCUUGUGAUCAAAAUGAACAGACAUCAACAGAAAAGGGAAGACAAAGAGCUCAAGUCAUAGCAGCAAAUGAUUUUACAGCAGACUAAGGUUAGAUACUUGGGGAUUAAGGUAUGUUAUUGCUUGGUCAUUAGAUUUUAUCCAAAUCAGUCAACAAAAUCAUCUCUGUGUACUUGUCUUCUGGGACCAGGUGUUGGCACUGGGUGCUCUGCCAAAUCUACAGUAUGAUAAGGUCACACAAACUUUUUUUUAACCUUGGUUAAACUUGGUUGAAUCAAAAUGUAUAUUUUUUUGUUAAUUAUAAACAAUGGUCAUCAUUUUUUGUGCGGCUUACUGUAUAAUAUGAGCUUUGAAAUAGCUUUAAAGGAGACCUAUUAUGCUUUUCUGUAUUUUCUACAAUGUUACCAUCUCAGAUAUUCAUGUUAAACGUGGCCAAAGCUUUAAAUAGUGAGGUAACACAUUUCAAAUAGUUUCCUUUUAGGCAAAACCUCAGCUUUCCCACUGUUCUGAACAUUUCUUUCUACUCCCGGCUCCAUAUCAUUUCAUACCGAGCUGGGUUUCGAUAUAUGGUCAGUGUUACAUUACAUUACAUACACUGCUAAAUGUAGCCACAUGCUAUAACGCCAGGGAAAUAUCUGAUCUUGGCUGCCGAUGUUAUUUUCUCUGAAGAUUUAGUCACAUUCCUGCUGGAACAUGUACGGUUGUGUUUAUAGUUUAGGCGUAUUUAUUGGUGAUUUGUCACGGGACAAAGUCCUGCUUCUCCCACUGCAGUCAGUGUCCUGCUGGAAUGGACUGUACAGAGGCAGCAACAGCAAAGCACUUGUCUCGCAUUGCCAGACCUUCCACAGAGCUGGUUUAUUGGUAUUUCUUUAAACCAAUCACAAUCGUCAUGGGCGGCAAUAAGCUCCACACGGAGCUGCUGCAAAAAAGCCUCAGGAGGGACAUUGUUUUGGUGGAACAUGUACAUUCAAAAGUUGUUAUAGUCAUGAAAGAGAUAACUAAGAUUGGACAGAUAGUCUAGCUAGGCUGUCUGGAUUUAGCCUGCAGAGAUCUGAGGAGCAGUUAACCAUAGUCCUCAGAAAUCCACUGGAAUUUAGAUUGCCAACACAAAGAAAGCAGAAGGAAACGGACAUUGGCAAAUAGACAUGCAUAUGGCGGAAUUUCCUGUGGCACUAGAAUGUAAAUGUGCUGUAUUUAUAUAGCGCUUUUCCAGUCUUAACAACUGCUCAAAGCGCUUUUACAUCUACAGGAAACAUUCACCAUUCACACACAUUCAUACAAUGUGGCCGGGGCUGCCGUACAAGGUGCCACCUGCUCAUCAGAUAAACAUUCAUACACAUUCACGCUCCGAUGCGCAGCACCGGGGGCAACUCGGGGUUCAGUGUCUUGCCCAAGGACACUUCGACAAUGACUGCAGGGCAGGGGAUCAAACCACCAACCUUCCGAUUGGCAGGCAACUGCUCUACCACAGAGCCACAGCCGCCCCUAGAACAAUCCCAUAAGUGGAAUGUCGUUGAUAUAGACUAGCAGAGCACAGAUUCAGAGACUCCGGAGAUGCGGAAACCCUGACAAAUUAGGGCAGACUGGGCUUUUUAAAGAGACAGGCACUCAAACAGUGUGUCUCAGAGAGAGGGGGAAGACAGGUAUGGCAGCCAUAGGCAGUAUGAAAAAAAAUAAAGUGUUUUUGAAAAUUAAAGCACGUAAACACGUUUCAUUAGAAACACAAAAUACAAGUACCUUAAAACAGUAUAUAUGUGUCCUUUAAAAUGUUUAGCACCAUCUACAAAUGUACAUUUUUAAAUACUUGUUAAUUAUGCUCUCUAUGUUAAAUGAUUCACUGUGUCUGGAUGUAUUCAUUCAUAUUAAAGGUUUUCGU
Messenger RNA from Etheostoma spectabile (orangethroat darter), 3313 nucleotides. RefSeq names its product Na(+)/H(+) exchange regulatory cofactor NHE-RF3. The record is from RefSeq and is a predicted model, not a curated record. The transcript is spliced from 11 exons. Lineage: Eukaryota; Metazoa; Chordata; Actinopteri; Perciformes; Percidae. The coding region runs from base 140 to 1447 and encodes 435 amino acids. Gene Ontology annotation, cellular component: apical plasma membrane. Gene Ontology annotation, biological process: protein localization to plasma membrane. Gene Ontology annotation, molecular function: protein-membrane adaptor activity; signaling receptor binding.